AUGUGGUUCGCAAUAACCGUAGGAUUGGUGUUGCAGUUAUUAGUGCUUCUAUAUGUUUACCUAACGUAUCGUUAUCGGUAUUGGUUGCGUCAUGGUGUCCUCGACGUCAAACCUAAUCCUAUACUCGGUAAUUUAGGAUGUUUACUGCGCAUGCAAUGUACUUCUGCUCAUAUGAUACAAGCGAUCUACAACUAUCCCGAAGCUGGAGAUCGUCCUUUCGUUGGUAUUUAUCUUUUUCAUCGUCCGGCUUUACUGCUACGCGAUCCCGAACUGAUAAAACGCAUUCUAAGUAGGGAUUUUCCAAAAUUUUCUAAUCGGUUCUCAAACUCAGAUUAUUUUGGUGACCCUCUUGCCUCUCGGAAUUUAUUCUUUCUGAAAAAUCCUUAUUGGAAAGAAAUACGUUUGAAGCUGACUCCUUUCUUUACAAGUGGAAAACUGAAACAAAUGUGUUCGCUAAUCGAAGAAGUGGGACUUAAUCUCAAUGAAUAUCUCUUGAAAAUGCCUUUAAACGGCGAUAAGAUUUUCCAACUGGAGCUUAAGGAACUUUGCUCUUUAUAUACCACAGACGUUAUUGCAACUGUAGCUUUCGGUAUACAAGCGAAUUCUUUUAAAUAUCCGAAUGGAGAAUUUCGUCAUAACGGUCGUGAAAUAUUUCGUUUUAGCACUAGACGAGCUUUGAACUUAGGUGUUGUCUUCUUCUUGCCGUAUUUGGUUCCGUAUUUGCGCACAAAAGUCGUACCAACAAAACAAACGGAAUUUUUGCGAUCUACCAUGAAUCGCAUAUUGGAGGAGCGGGAGAAAUCUGGAAUGAAGCGUCACGAUUUAAUCGAUAUCUUGAUAGAAUUCAAAAAUCAAACCAAAAACCAACCAAGGCAAGAUGAUUUAAAAUUUGAAGGUGACCUGCUCGUGGCACAAGCGGCUAUAUUUUUUAUAGCAGGAUUUGAGUCAACAUCGACUACAAUGUCAUUUACUUUAUAUGAAUUGGCAAAAAACCCGGAAAUGCAAGAAAGACUACGCAAAGAAGUUUGCGAUGCUCUUAAUGAAAGCCGCGGAAAGAUCACGCAACAGAUCAUUGAGAGCUUGGAAUAUAUGCAAAUGAUUAUAGAUGAAACAUUGAGA
Molecule: messenger RNA, 1119 nt
Organism: Glossina fuscipes
Lineage: Eukaryota; Metazoa; Arthropoda; Insecta; Diptera; Glossinidae
Product: probable cytochrome P450 6g2
Exons: 1
Biological process (GO): insecticide catabolic process; response to DDT
Molecular function (GO): heme binding; monooxygenase activity; oxidoreductase activity, acting on paired donors, with incorporation or reduction of molecular oxygen
Source: RefSeq, a predicted model, not a curated record